This is a messenger RNA of Gongylonema pulchrum, 1167 nucleotides long. Lineage: Eukaryota; Metazoa; Nematoda; Chromadorea; Rhabditida; Gongylonematidae. The record is from the annotation of a GenBank genome assembly.
UUGCAGACUGGUCCAAGAUACAGCAAAUAUUCGUAUACGGCCACAGACACAGAAUCCACUGAAGCAGAAUCUCCUGCACUGCAUGCUGCAGCCGUGGAGAACAUUUUCGUUGGCUUGUGCUUUCUGCUCUUCUUGAUGACACUUCCUCUGUCACUUCUGUUUUCUUUAAAGUUUGUAAGUGAUUUUGAACGGCUGGUUGUGCUCCGGCUCGGUCGAGCUCAAAAAACUCGCGGCCCGGGAGCAACCGUUGUGUUGCCCUGUAUCGAUACGUAUACAAAAGUUGAUUUGCGAGUGAAUGCAUUCAAUGUACCACCCAUGCAAAUAAUAACCAUCGAUCGUGGCAUUGUAGAGCUUGGAGCCACCGUUUUUCUGAAAGUAAAGGACGCGUUGGCUGCAGUAUGCGCCGUGAAAGAGCGAAACCAAUCGACUCGUACCUUGGCUGUUGCAACACUGCAUCGUCUGGCAUGCAAGCAACGAGCUGCGGAUCUUGCUUCCACAACUGGCCGUAUGCAGCUUUCCAAUGGUCUUCAGGUUGAACUUGAUGCGUUAACAGGAGCGUGGGGAGUUGAAAUCACGAAGGUAGAAGUGUCGGAAGUGAAGGUAAUCAAAGAAGGCGAAAAUAUUGCUUUAGCUACUUUUAAUAAGGUCUUAAAGUCCGAACUUGGUUCGAAGAUUAUUGAAACAAUAACGAACACCGCACAAGAAUUUGUACUGCAACAACAAAGGGAACAGGAGGAACGAUCGGAAACUGACAAAGAGGAAGGAACGGUAAAUUUAUCUGGAGGUGAACUGCAUAAGAACGUCGGGCAAGAACGUGUUUCAGAUGACUGUUUGAAGGAUUUCGAUAUUGACCGUUUACUUUGUUCCUUAGCAAUGGUUAUUGAUGAGCGCUUGGUCGCCGCUGUCGGGCACAUCUUUCAAGUGAACUGCACAGACUUCGGUGAUUUUUAUGUAGAUCUAAAAAACGGUUCUGGGGACUGCUGCAAAGGCGCGAAUCCGAUGGCUGAUGUAACGUUUUGUUUGAAUCGUGCACUGCUCAGCGAAAUCAUCACAAAGAGGGUGACACCAAUGCAGGCUUACUUAAAUGGCUCGUUACGAAUACGUGGCUCAUUUAAAAUUGCCAUCAAGCUAGCACUACUUUCCGAUCGCCUCAACUGCUUGCUCUGA